Orussus abietinus is the source of this 3035-nucleotide messenger RNA. Its product is annotated as kinesin-like protein KIF23. Bases 132 to 2780 code for a protein of 882 amino acids. The transcript has 13 exons. NCBI's taxonomy places the organism in Eukaryota, Metazoa, Arthropoda, Insecta, Hymenoptera, Orussidae. Gene Ontology annotation, cellular component: nucleus; kinesin complex; microtubule. The record is from RefSeq and is a predicted model, not a curated record. Gene Ontology annotation, biological process: microtubule-based movement. Gene Ontology annotation, molecular function: microtubule motor activity; ATP binding; microtubule binding.
UUGUAACGGAUUUGAUGUCGAUAACGUGACAUUUCAUUGACACGUUAAAGCAAAACUUGUGACAUUAUUUUUAAUUACACGUUAAUUUCUAAAGUGUUGUAUCCUCUUUAUCUGUAAAUAUACGUAAUAACAUGAAGACCACAAAAAUGAAACCACCUACUUCAACAAAGAAGCCAACUAGCCGGCCUCGACACCAUAACAUGGUAACAAAGGAUCCUGUGCAGGUCUAUUGCAGAUUGCGGCCAAUGCAACAUGCAUCCGACAUAUCUUGCAUGAGGGUCAUUUCAGACACAACAAUUAUUGUGACACCACCAGAGUCGGCAAUGAAUUUUCGCAAUGCUAAUAGCAAGGAAAUCCAAACAGUAUUCAGUCGAGUCUUUACAGCUGAAACCAAACAAAAAGAAAUUUUUAACAAUGUAGCUUUACCUUUAGUGGAGAAUUUAAUUCGUGGCAGAAAUGGUUUACUUUUUGCCUAUGGUGUCACCGGUAGUGGCAAAACUUUCACUAUGACUGGUGAGCCACAGGAUAGUGGUAUAAUGCCUCGUUGCCUUGAUGUCAUAUUUAACAGUAUUGCAAACUAUCAGGCAAAGAAGUUUGUUUUUAAACCUGAUAAACUGAAUGGCUUUGAUGUACAAAGUGAAACAGAUGCCAUGCUUGACCGGCAGAAUGAGCUACAUGCAGGCCUUAUGACUCCCCGUAAUGGAAAAACUGGUAGAAAGAAACCAGAUAGUGACAGUGACAGCAAUCCAAUGAUAGCUCGAGAAGCAGAUGAGUCUCAAAGUGUGCUGGUAGAACAAGAUAAUGUGUAUGCAGUCUUUAUAACAUUUGUAGAGAUAUAUAACAACAGUGUUUAUGAUCUCCUUGACGAUGAAGAUGUGCGAAUGAAAUCGAUGCAGAGUAAAAUUGUCAGAGAAGACGGCAACAAGAAUAUGUAUGUUCAUGCUGUAACCGAAGUAGAAGUGAAAAGUUCCGAAGAAGCCUUUGAGGCUUUUUACCGGGGACAGAGAAAACGACGCGUUGCUCACACUGCUCUUAACGCAGAAUCUAGCAGAUCUCACAGUGUCUUUACAAUAAGACUUGUACAGGCUCCAUUGGAUUGCGAAGGAGAGCAAGUCAUACAGGACAAACGUGUGGUAUGCGUAAGUCAGUUGUCGCUAGUUGAUUUGGCGGGAAGUGAGCGCACGAAUCGUACCAAAAAUACUGGACAAAGGUUGAGAGAAGCUGGAAAUAUUAAUAACUCCCUAAUGACUCUUCGAUCUUGUCUGGAAAUACUUAGAGAGAAUCAGACUCAAGGCAGCAACAAAAUGGUACCUUAUCGUGAUUCUAAAUUAACGCAUCUCUUUAAAAAUUACUUUGAUGGUGAGGGCCAAGUCCGGAUGAUUGUAUGUGUGAAUCCCAGAGCCGAUGACUAUGAUGAGACAAUCCAAGUGAUGAAAUUCGCGGAAAUGACUCAGGAAGUGCAAGUGGCUCGACCUGUAGCCGCCAAACUUGACCUUGGUUUCACGCCAGGAAGACGACAAGCUAACAGAAUUUUCAAAGAAGCUCGCAGCAGAUUGGAGAGAGAAGGCAAACCGGAAGCUGCUGAGCUGGAGAUAGACUUAGGACUGGUUUACAGCUUGGGUGGACCAUUCCCUGAACUUGAAAUAAACAGUCCACACAAUGACCAAGUAAUUUCAACUUUGAUGCACUUCUUGGAGCAGCGCAUUAACAAAAGGAACAUUCUGCGUGCUGACCUGCAACAGAAACAAAAUGAGUUUAGAAAAAUGCUGUUAGCGAUGGAACAGGAGAACAUCGGUUUAAAAGUUGAAAAUGCUUCGUUGAAAGCUGCUCAUAGUCAACAAAAGAAGAAGGUUGUAGCCAUGGAAGGUCAUUUGUGCAAAACUGAAGCACAGAUCGAUAGCUUACUUCGCAAGCUGAAUGGUGCUAACGAUACGAUUAGGACUUUACAGCAAGAGCUGAGAGACCGAGACAUGGCUUUGAAUCAAAGGAUCAUCGAUAAGCAAAGGGUAAAGCAGAAGUACAAUAGCAAGAUACAAGCAGAGGCUGAUAAGAUGAAUCGAGAGUUGGAAAUUAAACUGCGACAGCAACGUGAACAUCUUCAGAAUCAAAUGAAAGAGAAAGACGACAAGCUACGUUUAGUUAAGCAGAUACUAGUGGAUGAUAACGGUGUAAGUACCGUAACAAUUCCUCAAAAAGAAUCUGUCCCAUCGACAGUCACCGAGGCUGGAGACGCUGCUAGUGCAAAAACCCCAUCUUGCACAGAAACUCGUUCCAGAAAGGUAAAGACAAAAUUUCAGGUAAUAUGGACUCAAAUUCAAACUGGAAAUACCGAGAUUUUGUUUCCGCAGGAUAAGAUCGCAGUAUCGAAUCCUAGGUACCGCAGAUCACAGAGUGCAGAACGAUGGAUAGAUCAUCGACCUGGAGCUCUAGUUCCCCUUGGUACAGUUUUGCAACCGAUGAUGCGCCGAAGGCGCAGUGUAAAUCGACUGACAGAAGCAAGAGAUAUAACGGAGGGUGCCUCGAGAUACUGCCUGGUGGCACAAGAACACGAUACCGAUGGAGAACUUGAAACAAAAUUAUACAAGGGUGAUAUCGUACCAACGUCAGGAGGCGGGGCACAGGUUGUCUUCAACGAUGUGGAAUGUCUGAAGCAAAUGUCUCCGACAGCUAGGAGGAAACGAAGUGGUUCGUGUGCACCUCAUCAAACCAAUGGCCACUUCGAAGGCACUGACCGAGGUUCCAUUGGCACUGAAUCAACUUCGAAAAGGCCUCGUAUGUAGAAACGUUCCCGCCGUUGGAAAAAAAAAAAAAAAGGUUAUUCACUAAGUAUUAUGCUGGAGAAUAAUAUAUAAGAAAGUUAAUAUUUGAACGUUUGACAUCGAUACAAAGUGAAGAUUGAUUUAACUCAUAUGAGUCGAUACCUUUUGUUUAAGUAUUCAAUGAUUAUUUUGUAAAGCAGGAGUACUUAUAAAAGUCCUAGAUAUGGAAUUAGUUUUCUUAAAAUAAGACAAUAAUACGUAAAUAAAUGGCUUUGU